CACUUCUGUAUUUUGCAAGAGGAGUGUGAGAAGGGAGGAGGAAGAGGGUGCUUUCUAUAUCAGUCCUACUAUUUACUCUGUGUCCUAAUCUGUACAUUCAUUCUUGGGGUCUUCUGUUCCUGCUUCGUCACUCAGAGAAAGGACUUACCUCACAUACUUUUCCUUAUUGAUGAAAAGUCACAGUAAAUAUCUUUGAAGAUGGAAAAAGGGUACACACCACAGGAAUCAGCACCACCUUACCCUGGUCCUCCUGCAAAUUAUGGAGGUGGGAUGCCUCAGCCAGGGAUGUACCCUUCACCCCCACCUGCAGGAUACCAAGGAGGUCCUCCUUUUGCUCCGGUUACAAGUGUGCCUACCACAACAGUGACUCAUAUGGUGGUAACACCCGGACUGCAGGACGUCCCAGGACAAACUAUGUGUCCUCACUGUCAGCAAACUGUGGUGACUCAGACAGAGUACACAUCAGGCCUCAUGACUUGGCUCAUCUGUGGUGGCCUAUUCAUUAUUGGGUGUAUCUGCUGCAGCUGUAUCCCAUUCUGCGUCGAUGGCUGUAAAGACGUGGAGCAUCACUGUCCAAACUGCCAAAGAGUCAUCUACAUAUACAAACGGAUAAAGUGAAAGUAUUCACAGUGUCAAAGGGAGAGAUUGUCUGAAUGUAUCUGACGUCCCUUCAACAACAUCAAAUAUCCAAAUGUGUGCAGUACUAUUCUAUUACUAUUAUUCAGUUAUAAUUUUGUAUCACUUCCUGUCUUCAAAAAUGAAUCGACUGGAAAAUAUGUUGACCAAUAUUAAACUAUACCAAAGCAAAGUGAAAUAUU
Molecule: messenger RNA, 818 nt
Organism: Sphaeramia orbicularis (orbiculate cardinalfish)
Lineage: Eukaryota; Metazoa; Chordata; Actinopteri; Kurtiformes; Apogonidae
Product: LITAF domain-containing protein-like
Exons: 5
Coding region: 199-618 (139 amino acids)
Cellular component (GO): nucleus; cytoplasmic side of late endosome membrane; cytoplasmic side of lysosomal membrane
Molecular function (GO): zinc ion binding
Source: RefSeq, a predicted model, not a curated record